This is a messenger RNA of Archocentrus centrarchus (flier cichlid), 2506 nucleotides long. RefSeq names its product heparan sulfate (glucosamine) 3-O-sulfotransferase 3-like (gene hs3st3l). The coding region runs from base 303 to 1424 and encodes 373 amino acids. Gene Ontology annotation, molecular function: [heparan sulfate]-glucosamine 3-sulfotransferase activity. The transcript has 3 exons. Lineage: Eukaryota; Metazoa; Chordata; Actinopteri; Cichliformes; Cichlidae. The record is from RefSeq and is a predicted model, not a curated record.
CCCCUGUAACGCGGCUCGGAUAUUGGAGCGUUAUUCUUCCCCCCAGAUUGCCAGUGUGGGUGAGUAAGUGGGCGCAUAUCCUGGAUGUCACGUAAAGAAUAGUGAAUGACUGAGUUUGAGCGGGUUUCUGGUCGGAGGGUGGAGAAUGCUGAAUAUGUUCCAGACGCGCAGCACGAAAGAGGUGGAGAGCAGCGGAGCGGACUGACAGAGACUCUCCAAGAGUUAGCGGGAUGUUAACGGCGUUAGGAUGUGAGCUGAACUUGUGGUAGAAUGGCCCCUUAUCACACAUGGAUCUGUGAGGGAUGGCAACUUUUCACCACCACCACCACCACUACAACCAUCAACAUCAUCACCACCCUCCGAGCACGGACCUGCGGCGGCUUUUCCACCGGCUCACCAUCGCGUCCUCUCUGAGCAUCCUCUGUUUCUCGUUGGUGUAUUUUCUCACUGGAUGCUGCGAGUCGGAACUGACAGAAAACUCUGAAAUAAGGUCGCCCACGAGCGAAUUCCUCGUGUCGGGGGCAGGAUGGCCGUACGAGAGAAACGGAACCAGUGUUACCAAAGAAAGUGUCACCGCAGCUGGAGAAAGCGCGUUCGGCAGCGAUCAUUCCGGGCUGGAAGCGAACAGCUCCGGGAAAGAGUGGACAGCCACUCGGAGGUUACCCCAGGCUCUGAUCAUAGGGGUUAAAAAAGGGGGCACUCGAGCACUGCUGGAGUUUCUGCGGCUCCAUCCAGACAUCCGCGCCCUGGGGUCUGAGCCGCACUUCUUCGACCGGCAUUACGCACGGGGAUUGGACUGGUACAGAAGUAUGAUGCCCAAAGCCCUGGACGGCCAGAUUGUUAUGGAGAAGACGCCUCGUUACUUUGUUACCGUGGAAACACCAGCACGAGUCCAUGCCAUGUCUAAAGAUGUGAAGCUGAUUGUGGUCGUCCGUGACCCCGUGACCCGAGCCAUAUCUGACUACACACAGAUCAUCUCCAAGACCCCCAACAUCCCCGCUUUUGAGAGUCUGGCCUUCAAGAACCGCUCCACAGGUCAGAUCGACUCUCUGUGGAGCCCGCUGUGGAUCGGCCUGUAUGCCCAACACAUGGAGCGUUGGCUGGCCUGGUUCCCCAGAAAUCAGAUCCAUCUGGUCAGCGGGGAAAGGCUCAUCUCAGACCCAGCCGGAGAACUGGGCAAAGUCCAGGACUUUCUGGGCCUCCAGAGGAUUGUCACGGACAAGCACUUCUACUUCAACAAAACAAAAGGAUUCCCCUGCCUCAAAAAGCCAGAGGGAAGCAGUAAGCCUCACUGCCUUGGUAAGACAAAAGGGAGGACGCAUGCCUCCAUCAACCCAGAAGUGAUUCAGAGACUGAGGGACUUCUACAAGCCCCAUAACCAGCGCUUCUAUCAGAUGGCAGGACAGGACUUUGGAUGGCAGUGACCCUUUGAUUGGGUGGAACUUGAGGCUUUUUUUUUGGCGCUGCUUUGAGUAGAAGCCUGUGCUAACAUGCCAUCUGACUGAGGCAGAUGCAGUGACUACGAGUGCAGAAGAGAGAGCCAAUUAUCUGCUUAUGACCAGCCAAGCAGCAUUGCACAGACCUGAUAAUGAAAACCCUGUCAGUCCAUUCAACUCUACCAAUCAAUCACCUUCUGUCUGAAAGACAGCCAUGUCUUUUUAUAUACCAUAGACGCUCAGUCAGAGUGGUUAAAAAAAAGCUUUUCUGUGCAAAGGUGGUCAUGAGAAUGUGGUUGCUGUGAGUUGUGGCUGUAUAAUUGUAGAACAGUGAAAACACUGUAGCUUUUAGCAUCUCUGCAGUUUCAUCCCGAUGCUCAGUACAAGGAACUCAAGAUCUGACAAAUUUUCACACUCCUGAAUUUCCAUAACUUUCUCUUUCAACCUGUUUAUUCUCUAAUCUCACUGGUUAAGAAUUUAAGAGCAAUCAGUGCCUACAUAUUGAGCACCAUCCUCCAAGCAUUGUUUCUGAAAUAAAGCGGGAUGAAUCUUUUAUGUGGGGAGCAGCAGAAGAGAAUCGUUGUAUGAGCUCAGAUUUGACUGAGUGGUUUUGUAUUCUUGAAUAAUGAAUGUGGAUAAAUGGAUGUAGGGGAACUGGUGUGGAUCGCUUGCCUCUUGGCACAUUUAUGUGAAGGAUUUAAGUUAGUAUCCCACUGCAAAGUCAGCCUCCUGUGCUGUACCUUAUACAAAGUAAAGGGACCACUGGAGGACAACAGAAAAAAGACAAGUUCAAUCAAUGUGAGGAGGUUCGGCCCAUCGGUGGACGUGACGCACGGAGCUUUCCUGCUUCUGCUUACAGGGUUGUCAGCUUUCAGUUUGCAUGUAUUUGCACUAGUAUGAAGGCUUGAAACACACAAAGAUUUCUUUCUCACAGUUGCUCUUGCUCAUUGUUUGCUGAAUGACAUCAGUGCAGUUGUUUUGCAAAUGUAAAUCUCUUUACAGCUGACAUGCAGGGGCUGCAGGUUGCCUCGGCGGUAAGAUUCAGUAAGUCUGGUGGUAUCUGUAAUAAA